CUGACUCACUAGUCAGCUGAUGAAAGGGAGCCUGUCUGCUUCAAUGGGUGGAGCGAUCGCUUGCACAUUGAGUAAACAUCCACAGUGCAGUGAUUAAAGGAUGGGAAUGGAGAACCAGACGAUCAUCACUGAAGUCAUUCUACAGGGUUUCUCCACAGACCUGAAGAUAAACAUUGCUUUGUUUUUGUUAUUUUUGACCAUCUACCUAAUAACCAUCAUCGGGAAUUUUCUUAUAAUAUGCACCGUUCUCAUGAACGCUCGUCUUCACCUCCCUAUGUACUUCUUCCUUUGCAAUUUAUCCUUCAUAGACUUUUGCUAUUCGUCAACCGCUGUGCCGAGAUUGUUGUCUGACCUCUUCACUCUCCAUAGAACCAUUUCCAACCGGGCCUGUGGAAUCCAACUAUACAUUAUACUCUUCAUGGGUGGAACGGAGUGUCAGCUUCUUGUCCUAAUGGCUUAUGACCGGUUUGUUGCCAUCUGCUGGCCCCUUCACUAUCCGGUAAUGAUGCGGUGGAGCGUUUGUUACAGACUCACCGCCUUUGUAUGGAUUUUCAGCUUCAUGAUUUACAUCUUCCCUUCCCUAGUGAUGCCAAUAUCCUUAUGCAACCGUAACCAAAUUAACCACUUCAUGUGUGAACUUGUGGCUGUUAUAAAACUCUCAUGUGGGGACAUCUACUUGAAUGAACUUGUGAUAUUUUGCAUUAGUUUUAUCUCCCUUUUGCUUCCGUUCUUGUUUAUUUUAAUUUCCUACAUUUGUAUUAUCUCCUCUGUAUUAAAGGUUCGCACUGCCGGGAAGUAUAAAGCCUUCUCCACCUGCACCUCCCAUAUCAUUGUGGUGGUUUUGUACUUUGGGACUGGAAUGAUCACUUACUUUGGCCCCUCGUCCCUAUACGCAUCCAACCAGGAGAAGUAUAUCUCUGUAUUUUACGUUGCUGUCUGCCCGAUGUUAAAUCCGCUAAUUUACAGUCUGAAUAACAGAGAAGUAAGAAAAUCAUUUAGGACUUUAUUUACAAAGCACAUUGUCUCAUCCUCGAUAAUGAACUAA
Messenger RNA from Hyla sarda, 1045 nucleotides. Its product is annotated as olfactory receptor-like protein OLF3. Gene Ontology annotation, biological process: G protein-coupled receptor signaling pathway. The transcript has 3 exons. Bases 101 to 1045 code for a protein of 314 amino acids. Lineage: Eukaryota; Metazoa; Chordata; Amphibia; Anura; Hylidae. The record is from RefSeq and is a predicted model, not a curated record. Gene Ontology annotation, cellular component: membrane. Gene Ontology annotation, molecular function: G protein-coupled receptor activity; olfactory receptor activity.